Messenger RNA from Hemicordylus capensis (graceful crag lizard), 12622 nucleotides. RefSeq names its product solute carrier family 16 member 3 (gene SLC16A3). Gene Ontology annotation, molecular function: monocarboxylic acid transmembrane transporter activity. Gene Ontology annotation, cellular component: membrane. The transcript is spliced from 5 exons. Gene Ontology annotation, biological process: monocarboxylic acid transport; transmembrane transport. NCBI's taxonomy places the organism in Eukaryota, Metazoa, Chordata, Lepidosauria, Squamata, Cordylidae. The record is from RefSeq and is a predicted model, not a curated record. The coding region runs from base 318 to 1763 and encodes 481 amino acids.
CGAGGAGCAACGAGGCAGCAGGGCUGGAUAUUGCCAGCGAGAAACGCGGUUGCCAGAUCAGCGUUUGAAAACUAAGACACACCCGACUUGGCAGUUUGGGGCUCGUUCUUUGUGUCGUAUGGAAUGGACAGGGACGGUUGUCUCUUGCCCAAAACGGAGGUGUUUGUAUUCAGUAAAUCUGAUCCAGGGCAAUCAUCCUAUUCUACCAACGUGGAGGGACUUUGGUGGAAGUUUCUCUCUUCAGCAGCGCCCUCUGUGAAGUUAUUUUCCUUAAGAGAGUCCAGAUAAUUGCAGUGAGAAACGUAUAAAGUCUCAUCAUGGGAGGUGUGGCGAUGGAUGAUGGCCCGUCUGGAGUCAAAGCCCCAGAUGGCGGCUGGGGCUGGGCCGUUCUCUUUGGGUGCUUUGUCAUCACUGGAUUUUCCUAUGCCUUCCCAAAGGCCAUGAGCGUCUUCUUUAAGGAACUUAUCCGGGAAUUUCACAUUGGAUAUAGUGACACAGCAUGGAUCUCCUCUAUUCUGUUGGCUAUGCUUUAUGGAACAGGUCCCUUGUGUAGUAUGUGUGUCAAUCGCUUUGGUUGCCGCCCUGUUAUGCUGGUGGGAGGCCUCUUCGCUUCAGCGGGGAUGAUCAUUGCUUCCUUCUGCACUAACAUCAUUCAGAUCUAUCUGACUGUUGGUGUCAUUACUGGUUUGGGUCUGGCACUCAACUUUCAGCCGUCACUCAUCAUGCUAAAUCGCUACUUCGACAAACGUCGGCCUUUGGCCAAUGGGCUGGCUGCAGCUGGAAGCCCUGUAUUUCUUUGUGCUCUUUCGCCCUUGGGGCAGAUACUGCAACAUGAAUAUGGAUGGCGAGGGGGAUUUCUCAUCUUGGGUGGAUUGCUUUUGAACUGCUGUGUUUGUGGAGCUCUGAUGAGACCUUUGAAGCCUCCUAAAAAACUUGAAGUGUCCAAAGAGGCUCUUGAGAAACAACCCCAUAAAAAGCUACUGGAUUUCAGUGUCUUCAGAGAUCGUGGCUUCCUAAUCUAUACAAUUGCUGCAUCCAUCAUGGUGCUGGGCUUAUUUGUGCCCCCCGUCUUUGUGGUGAGCUAUGCUAAGGAUCUGCAUUAUGAGGAUACCAAAUCCGCUUUCCUUCUGACUAUUCUCGGAUUCAUCGAUAUCUUUGCUCGGCCUAUUUGUGGAGUAGUGGCUGGCUUGGAGUGGGUUAGGCCCCGCUGUGUCUACCUCUUUAGUUUUGCAAUGUUCUUUAAUGGUUUUACUGAUCUCAUGGGGUCCAUGUCCUACAAUUAUGGUGGCUUAGUGGUCUUCUGCAUUUUCUUUGGCAUCUCUUAUGGAAUGGUUGGUGCUCUGCAGUUUGAAGUCCUCAUGGCUAUUGUUGGUACACAGAAGUUUUCCAGUGCCAUUGGCUUAGUUCUUCUGGCUGAAGCAAUGGCUGUCCUAAUUGGACCACCUUCAGCAGGCAAACUCUUGGACGCCACACACAAAUAUGCAUUUGUUUUCCUUAUGGCUGGUGUUGAAGUUGUUACCUCUUCUGUGGUACUGGCUGUAGGAAAUGCCUGCUGCAUUAAGAAAAAAACAGAACACAAAGAAGAUGCAGCAGAAAGAGAGGAGCUAAACAAACCAGAACACAAAGAAAGUGAAGGAGAGGAGUUAAACAAACUACAGGCCAAAACAUCUGCAGACUCUAAGGUGGACUCUCUUGAGGUUGAACACUUUCUGAAAGAUGAGAAAAAUGGGGAAGUUGUAACUAACCCAGAAACAUCUGUGUGAGUGUGACAGGGAUGAAUGCCAUAUAUGGAGGGAGUGAAUUCAAGAAUUCUCGCCCUCUUGGGGUUUUUUUUAGGCAUAGGACUAGCUUAGGGCUGGGCCAUCUGUUUGGGAACUAGAGGCCAACGAGCUCAUGAAAUCACUCUUUGGAAGCUGACCUGUCAGAAAAUCUUUCUUUCCACUUAAAGUGGGAUUGAACUUCAAGUUAAGCUGCUUGGGCAUAACUACUGCUGUAAAGUAAACAAAUGGCCUUUUAAACACGUGUAGAGGUCCCCGCUACGCAUCACCAGAAAAUUCUCACUUGGAAUUAAAAUGUCUUUUAACUAGAGAGGAAUUAUACAUAUACUUUCCUGUAAUACAGAUGAAAUACUCAUUUGUUUUUAUGUGUGUGGUGCACCUCAAUGUAUCUUCCAUGUCUGUGUGUGCUUUAGGAGGAAUGGCUUAGCAAGGAGAAAUCUCAGGGUCUUGGUAGUCUCCAGUAGAUUUUUAAAACUAUACUUUUCCAAAUAAUUUGAGAUCAUUUGGCUCAGCCCUAAUCUAAUGUUGAUAUAUACAAUUUUCAAUGACUUUUGGUUUGUUAUUGUCUUUUUAUGAGUUUUUAGUUUUAAUGGACCUUUUUCCUGAAAUAUUAUUCAGGUACCAAGACAGGUACUGAAAUUCUUCCUGGGAAACCUCACAACUGCUGUUCCCAAAUGGUGUAAACACAAAGUAAAGGUUGUGUUUAAUCCCACCUGGACUGUAGAGAAAGCAAGGGGCUUGUUGACCUCAGCUUUAAGUACAGCUCCUUCAAAACAUGCCUUGCAUUAAUGACUUGGAUAGAUUUAUUUCACUUGAGAAGCCCUUCCCAAAACAGCUGGAAGUGAGUGUCCAACAUUUGUGGGCUCCGGGUUAAAUCAGAGGAGGGGGAGAAUCGCCUUGUGUUGUCAGGUGUAAAAAUCCAUUAUAAAAGGUGCUAAUUAAUAAAUUUGUAUAGAAUAAAGAGGCUGUUCUCAUGUGCAACCUAACCCAGGCUAGGGAAGCCCAACCUGGGUUAGCUUGCACAUGAGAGUCACAGGAUCGAGCCUGAUCUUGGCUGGGCAGCACCACCUAGCCUGGCUUUUAGCUGAGGUUAAGGGAGCAAGUGCUCCCUUAACCCGAGCUUGCUGCUCAUGUGCGAAUUAGGGCUAAUCUCAGUGCCCUUCUCCUGGGGUAAUCCCCCAAUGCAUCGCACAUAUUGUACAGUGCACAGUGGGAUAUCUGGAGACCAGGCCAAUGUACCCUGGCCUUCGUAGCUGCCUGCUGUGCCACACAGUGCUGCUUGUCUGGGUGUGCGGUCUGUGCUCCCAGACAUGUGAUCGCUUGUCUGGGGGGGAAGGUGUUUAACCAGCCUUUUGCCCCCACCCUGCCCAGACAUGUGAAUGACCUCAAAGUAUUAUAAAAUAGUAUUGCCCCAGCCCCACUAUUCAAACAUUAUGAGACACUGAAAGAGUUGUCAGCUCUGUUACUCAAUGGCACGGCUUAUGGGAAGAAGCGUAGGGCAAGGGAGGCAGUUUAUCUCCUGCCAUUCACAUUCUUCUGAAUGAAAUAUCUGGUGAUCCAUCUCUCCUCUUUCCUGCUUUGACUUCAUAUCGGCAGGGGAAGUGAUGUUAUGGCAAAAGACAACUUUGGGAGCAGAAGUGUGGUCGCUGUGUUGAAGUCAAUAGCAAGGGUGUGAGGGGUUUCUUUGGAAAUAAAGUAUGGAAUAAAAUUCAUUUGGAAAUACAGCACAGGAUAAAAUAACUCAAGACUUUUCACUUCUUAAAAGGAAUAGUCAGGCUAUGGAACAGUGGAUGUGGAGUCCUGGGAUUCAUAGCAUUACAUGCUGCAUGUUGGUUAUCCCUGAACUGAUUUUUCAUUCUUUUUCAUAAGCAAGUUGGUAAAUUGAUAGGAUUUUUGUACUUUGCCAAAGAACCUACAAAAGUAAAUAUGAUAAAUAAAUAUGAAAAAUAAAAAGGUAGACUGGUGAUUCUAAGGCAGGGGUGCACAAUUCAAAUGUUCAUGCAGGCUGGAAUCAACCUUGACUUGAACUAAGUGGGCCACUAAAAAAGAAAGUCCCAUGACCAUGCGGAUAUACAGCACAGCAGAAUGAAUAAAAGUGAUCAUGAUCACUUUUUCUAAAUUGUAAAAUCCUCUUUUAAGCUAACUUCAAGAGAGGAGGCUAUGUUAGAGAUCAUUAUUAUUGCUGGCUGACAUCCUGACUAAAGCUCUGUACGUGUUGCAAAAGGAUGCCUGCCUGCACGGAUUGUGUCCACUUCUGAAGUACAGGCACUAGUCCCUGGGGCUGGGGGGAAGGGAGCAGAUUUUCAUGUUUCUCCCAGAAGUGCGAAGAAGAACAUGCAGUCAUCUCCUUAAGGGCUGUCCUUAGGGACAUAUCUGCAUAUUGCUUUGGUCAGGAUGUUGGCCAUGAUUAUCAAUUAUAGAUCAAAAUUCUUAAAGCUGUUAACAUAGCAAGGAGAAUGAGAAAAUUGCUCCCUGCCCCCAAAGCACUCACACCAGAAAAAGAAAACAAAAAGGAGGCAGCGGCUGCUAUGCUGGGCACUACUUUGAAAUGCUACUCUUCUUUGCUCAGCUACUUAGUUUUCAAAAAAUAUGUGUCUCAUUUGUUACACCACAAACAUAAAUGGUCCCACCUUUCCUUUUUCUGCUUUGCUUGGUAUCCAGCCUGAUGAGGAGCCUGGAGAACUCAAGAGCUUGUUUUUCAAAAUCUUGGGUGCAGUCAUGUUCCUCCUGAUGGUCAAAUCAAUUUAAAGUUAGUUAUAAGGUGCAGACUUUGGGGCUAUCACACUGCACCUAACUAACCUCACUCCUUGACAAUCAGUCUGAUGAAGAGUUCUGGAGAACUGAAAAGCUCCCUUGCCUCUUUAUUCUGAUGCAGCAGAUUUUUCUUUAAAAAAAAUUGUUAUUAAAAAUAUAAUACUGUACAUUUGCUUUGCACUCCUUUUCUUGCCAUUGUUGGUGCUCUCUCUGAUUCAGUUUUUCACACCUCUUCCCCUGUUGCACCUACCUUAUCAUGCCAGCACUGUGCAUAGGCACAUGAAUUUUUUGUCUUAACAAAUGUUUUACUUUGUUUUUAUUCUGUUGUAAACCGCCCAGAGACAUAAGUUUUGGGCGGUAUAAAAAUGUUUUAAUAAAAUAAAAUAAAAAAUAAAAAAUAAAUAGGAGUCUCCUCCUCCACUCACCCCCAGUGCUCCAAUUAACAUCUCCUCCAGCACCAACAGGGAGAUCAGAGCAGCAGCCACCUGCACAACUCCCUGCAAAACACAAUCAGUCCCCCUCCUGCUCUCUUUGUGCCUCCCCCACUCUUUAUGGGGAUGGGGCCAUAGCUCAGUGGUAGAGCAGCUGCUUGGCAUGCAGAAGGUCCCAGGUUCAAUUCCUGGCAUCUGCAGGUAGGGCUGGGAAAGACUCCUGCCUGAGACCUUGGAGAGCCGCUGCCAGUCGCUGUGGACAAUACUGAGUUAGAUGGACCAGUGGUCUGACUCAGUAUAAGGCAGCUUCCUAUAUUUCUAUUCCCCGAGUACAAAUUCUGCCCCUCAGCUCACAGCUCAACUCUUCCUCUGUGCACAGAGUCCUGCCCUUGCUUGGAUAAUGGGGAUGGAAAAGAGGAGGUGUGUUUGCUUUUUUGCAGGGAGAAAAGUGAAAGGAGGCAUCUCCUUCCAAGGAGAAAUGAAGACCUCCCCCCUCCCCCCCACGCUUCCUUUGCCAGACAGGUAUUUCACCCCACAGCCUUCUCUUCCUCAUGUGUGCUCAGCAGCAUGACUCUUGGGGGUCCUGGCCGGCUGAACAAAAUGUCUUGGUGGCCUUGGGCCUUAUGUUGUGCACCCCAGUUCUAAGGGCUUGUUUGCAUAAUGAGAGGCACUGAGCUUCUUUUGGAUGUCUCAUGUUAAUCCUGAGUGACCAAAGAUAUGUUUAUGGAGUUUAUGUAUAACUUUGGCCAUCAUCUCGAGUAUUUCACAGGUCCCUAUGUGUUUUCAGAGGACUCUGUGCCAGUUAUAGUAACCCUACUGUGGUUUAGAUGAGCAGUGACCAACUGGCAGAACAUCAGGGCAAAUGUGUCUUGGCUUCCUCUUCUGCUCUUGCACUAUCCCAGGGCUACACAACUUCAGCCCUCCUGCAGAUGAUGGACUACAACUCCCACAAGCCCAAACUAUUGGCCAAUGUGGCUGGAGGUGAUGGGAACUGUAGUCCAAAACAGCAAGAGAGCUGAAGUUGUGCAGCCCUGCACUAUCGUUUAUACUAUGUAUACAUGAGCUGCCAAUCUCUAAGGUUGUUCUCACGACCAGUUCUGGGGUGGGGGAGAAGGCAGGGUUCAACUACCUCCCCCCGCCCCACCAGAUGAUCGCUCUGCUUGUCUUUGGUGUGCAAGUUUUGCAUCCAUACAACUUUAUUUGUAUAAAAUUGACGUGUCCUGGCCUCCGGAUAUCCCACAAUGCACCGUGCAAUGAGCGUGGUGCAUUGGGGGAUACCCCAGUGUGAUGGGCACUAUUAAGAUGGGCUAAAGGUUGGGCUUCAAAGUGGGGUUAGGCACGUGGGCAGCUCUGGGAUCCUUGCAGAUCCCGGCACUGCACAUGAGCAGCCUAACCCAGGCUGGGCUGCCCUAGCCUGUGUUAGGCUGCUUGUGAGAAUAGCCUUUCUGUGUAGAAGGGGGGAUCAGCAUGUGCUUCUUAGAAAAGGAAGACAAGUAACUUAUUGUCUUAUGUCUCCCUCUCAUAACUCCAGCCGAAAUGUCACAGCUACAUAAGGUCUAACAGCAUAGCCAGUUUGUCCAGGUAUGCAUGUGGUCUAACUGAGUUAGAAAGUUGGUUGUCAUUUGUUUACACAAUCACUUGCAUCAGGAUAAAAGAAAUGUGUGUCAAGAACUUUUGAAUUUACCAGUGAGCCCUGUAAACCAGGGUUUCCUAAACUUGGGCCCCCAGAUGUUGUUGGGCUAUAACUCCCAUCAUCCCCAGACAUGGCCUUUGUGGCUGAGGAUGAUGGGAGUUAUAGUCCAAAAACAUCUGGGGGCCCAAGGUUAAGAAACCCUGCUGUAAACUAUUACAGGCCACUUUUUGCUAGGUUCUGCACUUGCAGGCAACUCCUCUGUAAUAAUAUCUCAUGUUAAUCUUAUUUCAUUUAUUUUCAUCCACUCAAACCCAAAGUAGUAGUUCCCUGGGCAGUUGUCAAAUAUAAUAUAGUAGAUCUUUCCCUAAAAAUGCAGUUAUAUAUUAAGACAUAAAGUGGAAGAACUUGACAGUGCAAAAUAUGGCAAAUACAAAUCAAAUAUCCCCGUAUCAUUUCUGCAAAUUUACAUCCAGCGGAGUUGUUCAGAGUUGUGAAGGGGCUGAUGUGUGCCCCUUCCCCCUUGAAUCAGUACUUGGAACCAACAAUUACUCACUGUGAUCUUUUUAAUGAGUUGUGUGUGUGGACAAAAUCUCUUGUAUUCGGGCCGACUUAGAUUCAAACUCCACAAUUAUUACAGAAUCUGAUGCAGAGGUGUCCAGCAGUUCCUCUUAUGUGAUGACACUGGAUCAGUUUCGGUUUGUGACUCCUGAGGAUGUGGACAAGUUGCUUGGAAUGGAGUGGCCUACCACCAGCCCUCUUGAUCCUUGUCCUACAUGGCUUAUACUAUCUGGCAGGGAGGCUGUUGUAGAGGGCCUGGUAAAGAUCAUAAAUGCUUCUCUGGGGGAGGGCAGGAUGCCUCCUUGUCUUAAGGAGGCAAUCAUUAGACCACUUCUGAAGAAGCCUGCCUUGGAUCCCUCAGAGUUAAGCAAUAUAACAGGCCAGUCUCCAACUUUCCAUGGCUGGGCAAGGUGAUGGCCUCCCAGCUCCAGGUGGUCUUGGAGGAAACUGAUCAUCAAACUGGCUUUCGGGCAGCUAUGGGGUGACUUGGUCGGCCUGAUGGAUGAUCUUCAAUUGGGAAUUGACAGAGGAAGUGUGACUCUCUUGGUCCUUUUGGAUCCCUUGGUGUCUUUCGAUACUAUUGACCAUAGCAUCCUCAUGGAAUGUCUGAGGGAAUUGCACGUAGGAGGCAUUGCUUUUCACUGGUUCCUCUCCUACCUCACAGGCAGAUUCCAGAUUAUGUCUCUUGGAGACUGUUGUUCAAAAUCUGAACUUUCGUAUGGUGUCCCUCAGGGCGCCAUAGUGUCUGAUGUUGUUUAACAUCUACAUGAAACCGCUGAAAGAGAUCAUCAGGAGAUUUGGUGCAGGGUGUUAUCAGUAUGCUGGUGACAACCAAAUCUAUUUCUCCAUGUCAGCCUCAUUGGGAGAAGGCAUAACCUCCCUAAAUGCCUGCCUGGAGGCAGGGAUGGGCUGGAUGAGAUGUAACAAGCUGAGACUGAAUCCAGAUAAGACGGAGGUACUUAUUGUGUGGGGUCAUAACUCAGGAGAUGAUUUUGAUCUGCCAGUUCUAGAUGGGGUUACACUCCCCCGGAAGGAACAGGUACACAGUCUGGGGGUGUUUCUGGAUCUGAACCUCUCCCUGAUGUCCCAGGUUGAGGCGGUGGCCAGAGGUGUUUUUAAUUGGCUUUGGCAGAUAUGCCAGCUGCAUCCAUUUCUUGAGCUGAAUGACCUCAAAACAGUGGUACGUACACUGGUAACCUCUAGGCUGGAUUACUGCAAUGCACUCUCUGUGGGGCUGCCUUUGUAUGGUCCGGAAACUGCAGUUGGUCCAGAAUAUGGCAACCAGGUUGGUCUCUGGGUCAUCUAGGAGAGACCAUAUUACUCUUGUGUUGAAAGAACUACACUGGCUGCCGAUACGUUUCCGGGCAAAAUACAAGGUGCUAGUUAUUACCUAUAAAGCCUUAAACAGCUUAGGCCCUGGGUAUUUGAGAACGUCUGCUUCACCAUGAGCCCCACCGCCUGUUAAGAUCAUCUGGAGAGGUUCAUCUGCGGCUGCCACCAACUCGUCUGGUGGCUACUUGGAAACGGGCCUUCUCCAUUGCUGCCCCUGGUCUUUGGAAUGUGCUCCCUGUUGAAAUAAGAGCCUCCCCAUCUCUGGCAACUUUUAAAGAGGCACCGAAGACACAUUUAUUCACCCAGGCUUUUAAUUAGAUUCAUAGUUUUUAAAAAAUUAAUACUGGGUUUUAAAUAUUUUAAUGUUUUAAAUGAUUUUAAUUGUCAAUUGAUUUGAUGUUUUAAAUUAUUUUAACUGUAAACUGCCCAAAGAUGCAAAUAUGAGCUAUGCAGGAGUUCCUAACCUGUGGUGCUCCAGAUGUUGCUGAACUACAACUCCCAGCAUCCUGAACCACAAUAAAUUGUAGCUGGGUAUGAUGGGAGUAGUAGUUGAGCAAUAUCUGGAGUACCACACAUUGGGAACCCCUGAAGCCACAAUUCAAAGUUAAUCACAUGUAAGUCCCCUUGAUUUAAAUCAUAGAGAGCUAAGUACAUACUGACAUUUCUCCCUUUGAAACCAAUGAGAUUUUUAAAAAGUGUCUAACUGUCACUGAUAUUGCCCAUAAGAUACUAAAAACCAAAUAGUUGGUUGUAGAUAUCCAUUUCAGUGCAAGGCUGCUUCACAUUUAGUGGAUUUCCUACAUGAAAAAUGCUUCCAUGCUAGAAAUAUUGUGAAGCCACAUAAACAGAUGUGACAUUUGCAGAUAUCUGAGUAUUGGUGAGUAUACAUACAUCAUUCUUGUUUUGUGAAGCCGGUGCCAAUUGUUUCCCAGUGUAGAAACAUGCAGUAUACAUGUAUGGAAGAUCAUCAUGUUUGAUCUGCACAUAGGUUUCAUGCUAUUUCCUAUACGGAAGCAUUUUCUGUUCAGAAAAUCUGUAACACAUGAACCAGUUCUGACCUUUGAGUACAUUUUAGUAGUUCUGACUUUUACGCUUCUUCAGGUAUUUGUUACAGAGCUGAAUUAAGAAAUGAUAAACAUGUCAGUUUAUGCACUACUAGCCAAAAUAAAAUUGUUGUAUUAUUUUCUGAAUUUUUAAAAAAGAACAUGAAAAAAUUGUAGGCAUUGUCGAUGCCUACAAAAUAGUUCUGAUCAAUUUUACUCAUAAUGUUUAACCAAAGAGGAAAUAUGCAUAUUUAUUUUGAUGAUGUUAUAUUUGUCAGAAACCUUUAUUCUGCAUUUACUGAUAAGGUAUAUGGUCAAAGCUAGGCACAAAACACACCACAAAAGCUGUCAAGCUUGGUUUGGAGUGUAUGGCCUUUUGGAUAUAGAUACUAAGAUGCAGAGAUAGGCAAAGUGUACAUUUUAAAAGGAAAUGAUUGCACUAAAUAGAAAAAUUAGAUGCCAGUUUGAUGACCAAAGUGCACUGAUUCAAAAAUGGUAGGUCAAGAUCCAGAGUCACCGUAUGAAAAGGAGGGCUCAUUUGCUAGUGGCUUUCAGGAAACCGGCAGCUAUAGUUCCUAAAGAAAAUGAUCAAGCUAAAUGACACUAGAUGAAUCCUCACCAUUUCAUUUGUAUAUUCCUUAGUAAAGUGUUUGACAACUGAGAACUGAAUGCUAAAUAUGCUUAAGUUAAUUGAAUUAAAGUAUAUUUCAAAACACAGGCCAAACUUUUCAAACAGUUCUUUUAAUUUGGUAUUUUUUUCUAGAAAUACAUGCAUUAUUUAUUUAUUUGACAGCCUAGCACAUUAUUAGUGAAGACCAGGAUCCCUGCCUUCUUCCAGCUGUGGCUAUUUUAAUUUGCUGUUUGUCUUGGUUUUAAGGCUGUUGGACAAUAUGUGCUCCAUUACUCUGACUCCUGCAGGUAACCAUAGAGCUUUUCAAGGCCAUACAUCUGCUUCUGAAUCAUGCUGAGGGGUGGGAGAACCCCUUAAUCUCAUGCCCGCAGCAAAUGUUUUUCUCUGAAUUAUUAGACACUAGUUCAAAAUUGACUUCUAUUCCUGGAGAGCAAUUUGCUGCUUUUACUGGUAAGGUGUGUAGGAUAAAGCAAAGGCCUAAAAAAAGCCCCAUGUUUCAAAAGCUGUUUGUUAAGCAGUGCCUAAGGCUGCUACUAAUAAAAGAAAAGGAUGCCCAUUAAAAACGGAGUGCUGUCCAUAACACUCAGAAGUGGAGCUCAGCUUAGUAGCCCUCUCGAUCACAGCCUACACCUUUAGAAAAUAAGAUAAAAGGACAAUCAGACAGAGAAAGAAGAUGGGAGCUGGGGAGCUGGAUCAAUAGUAUACUUUCCAAAACUUCAAAAACCAUAGUUAUGAACAAGCACGCACAGGAUAAAUAUUGUUCCAUUUAUCUCUCUAUCUCAAAGCUUCCUCUGGUUGAAGUUCGUAAUUCCCAACACAGACUUAACUAGAUUGUGGAGCAAAGUAUCUCAGAAAUCAUAGAAACAAAGGAAGCAAGGUGAGAGCUUUUACUGGGAUAGUUUCUGGAAGUGCAUGUAUUUCAGCUUCACAAUUUUUUUUCUCAAGGCAGAAGCCUCCUUAUCUAUUUUUGUCCGCUUAAUAAGCAUCGUUUCCAUUAUGGCUUAUAUCUUGCCUAUUUUGCAUCUCUUCUCUUAGGUCAAACACUUGACACGUGGAACUAUUGUUACAAAAAUCUAUGCAUAAUGACAAUUAACCUUUUUUAAAAAACAAUUUUAUUUGAUAACCGUGAGGAAUAAAAUCACUAUCUCUUGGUACAGCAAGUUCCAAUACUGAUCUUUACUUUGUAUAUGGCGUAACUUGUGUGCUACCAAGUGACAGCUGAUUAUUCUAAUUUUUUAUUCUCUUUUCUUGUGUUCCCUUCAGCAGUUUUUAUAUAAGGAAUGUAUGUAAAUAUGGACAUGUGAGUGCAAUGUGUGCACAGAUGUUAAUGUAGUACAACACAUAUGCAUUCACAAACAAAAAUGAGCUGCAGUAGCUUAAAUACACUUUAAUCCAGAGAAGAUCUGUACAUGCUCAAGUAUAAUCAAAGAUCUCUUGCGUGGACCAAGCUCCACAUUCAUUUUGGAGGAUGCAGCCAAUCCAAACGUACGGAAAGGAUGCAUAAAUCAGCAUCGCCUCCGGAAAUGAAUGGGGAAGGCAUUCUGAGCUGGGGGAGCUCUGUGUGUCCAUUGAAGUUCCCAAGCACAGAUCACUGGAUCUGGGCAUUUGGAUUUCCAGUAACAGGCAAAGAACCGGCAUGGGUUCUCUGAUUUCCUCCAGCGUAAAGCAAAAUUACUAAAUUAUUUUUAUUCAAAAUUUACUAAAUUAUUUUUAUUCUCUUUUUAAAUACAUGAUAUAAAAGAUAUAUUUUUAUCCAUUUAGAGCAUGAGUGAAUGCAAUUGAACCAAAUAUAUUUAAAGGAUGCAACUGAUCUUUAAAUAGUGAUCAAGAGCCUUGUUUCUUUCCCCUCAAUACACAGUUAACUCAAUCAUAGUUAACUGGCAACUUAACUCACUGCCUAAGUUGUGGGCGGCGGGGGGAGGGGGGAGGCAGCGGGAAAUGUUCAACAUAUGUAGGACUGAUAAAUUCUGGGGCUCAUGGAGAUUCAUAGACAUCAACUCCAUCCUUACACAUUGCUUUAUCCAGAGAGUCUAUGCAAUUCUUUUCUUAGGGUAACAAAACUAGUCACCUCCAACCAUUAUCACCACAUAACACACACAAAAUGUUUGCCUUCUUCAUUCUCCAAGCACAGCUGAUACUGUGGCCCAGUGCAAGGACUGAAAGGCAGUGAUGAUGGAGGGUUUCCAGGAGAACAAAGCUCUUGUAUGCUAUGGACAUAAUUACGUGCAGAUUUUGUCUGUUUCAAUUGGCUGGGUGUGGGUGUGGGUGUCUCUCUGUGUGUAAAAACAUGCCAGUGUAUGAGUGUGCUUGUGACAGAUUUGAGGCAAGUGAAGUAAUUUUUGUCCCUGCUUUCAUGUAAAUGCACUUUAAUGUAAUAUGUGGUUGUUGAUGUAAUUUGGAUUUAUGCUUUUCUAGUGAACUGUUGCAACCAUAGUGAAUAAAGUUAUUUAUUCUGUUGUCAA